CCUCCUGUUUCGCACAAAGCCAUCGUCUUCGUCAUCGAGCUCUCGCGAUACGGUCGCGAUUAGAGCAGCGUGGGAAGGGUGCCGUCGUGCAAAGACCACCGAAAGUCUAUAUUUUUCCUCCUCCCGUAUUUGAGAAAGGAUUUAGGUUAAUUCCUGCUUAAAUCCCGCUCAAAUCCUGCUAACAAACAGCCUCUUCGGGCUUAGUGUUUUUGGUACUCCGCAACCACCGCUCCAGGUAUUUUUUCUCAGUUCCAUAAUGUCGUCGGAAUCGGCAUCUGGCUCAAAUACAAGCCAGUCGGCCUCAUCACAGUAUUCUUUCCUCGGAAGCUCCUACUUCCCACUUCCAUUCCAUCUCCAGAACGCAGAUCCUACAGCUAAUCAGCCCUCAUACUUACCUCCCUCGACGGUUGCACCUCCGGUUAGGAUUCCACCUGUGCCUCCAGCGUUUCCUCCAUCCUUUGCCGGAUCUUCGAAUGGGUUGUAUUCUUUGCCUCAAUACCACCAGGCACAACAAUUGUUCCAACGUGACGCACAAACUAUCACACCAGAGGCCCUUGAAAGUGUGAAGGCUGCACUUGCAAGCAGUGAGAAUGAACAUAAAGCUGAAACUAAGAAGAAAUCUAUCCCACGUAAAGCAGCAGGACAGACUUGGGAAGAUCCAACAUUGGCAGAUUGGCCUGAGAAUGAUUUUCGAUUAUUUUGUGGAGAUCUUGGCAAUGAAGUUAAUGAUGACGUCCUUUCAAAAGCGUUUUCCAGGUUUCCAUCAUUUGUUAUGGCGAGGGUGGUGAGAGACAAAAGGACUGGAAAAACCAGGGGGUUUGGAUUUGUCAGUUUCACUAAUCCUUCAGACCUUGCAGCGGCUUUGAAAGAGAUGAAUGGUAAGUAUGUUGGUAACCGGCCUAUAAAGUUGCGAAAGAGCAAUUGGAAGGAGAGAACGGAUUUUGAGGCUCUGGAAAGGCAAAAGAACUACCCUCAGAAGAAGCCUAAACCAUUGAAGAAAAGUGUACUGCACAAGUGAUGCAAGAGGGCUUUCAGGGAUUUGAUUACUUUGGUAGCCAUCUGUAAGCUGCUGUUUGCUAUUAUUACUUUUAGCGCAGGCUAGUUUUUUUUAUAACUGUUGUUUCUAUAAUAGUACAACAGCCCAUUGUGAUAAAAUUAAGCUAAAUUAUUUUCUUACGGAAGUUGCAAAAUGUAGGAAUUACAUAGCAAUACUUGAAGGGAGGUACUUUAUAAAAAUGAAAGGAUAACUACUCCCAUUGU
This is a messenger RNA of Phalaenopsis equestris, 1260 nucleotides long. Its product is annotated as RNA-binding protein 42. Gene Ontology annotation, molecular function: mRNA binding. The coding region runs from base 257 to 1018 and encodes 253 amino acids. Lineage: Eukaryota; Viridiplantae; Streptophyta; Magnoliopsida; Asparagales; Orchidaceae. The record is from RefSeq and is a predicted model, not a curated record. The transcript is spliced from 7 exons.